Messenger RNA from Penicillium nucicola, 1980 nucleotides. Its product is annotated as putative GARP complex subunit (Sac2). Gene Ontology annotation, cellular component: GARP complex. Bases 1 to 1980 code for a protein of 659 amino acids. Gene Ontology annotation, molecular function: syntaxin binding. Gene Ontology annotation, biological process: retrograde transport, endosome to Golgi; endocytic recycling; Golgi to vacuole transport. The transcript is spliced from 5 exons. Lineage: Eukaryota; Fungi; Ascomycota; Eurotiomycetes; Eurotiales; Aspergillaceae. The record is from RefSeq and is a predicted model, not a curated record.
AUGUGGCGCGACCGCAUUUCAGGCCAGUCUACGCCCAACAACCGCACCCUCUCUCCUCUACCGCGACGGUCCUCCUCCCAGCUUAACCCAGGCCCCUAUGGCCGGCCGGGCAUAACUUCCAAAACAUCUUCUACCUCCCUCCUCGUGACUCCAAGUGAUUCCACCGCAUCCCUGCCAGCAACUGCACGCACAGCCAAUGGAUCUCCAUUGAAACAGACGAGCAUUCAGCGACCGCGACCUGAUAACGUUCCCGAUCCGUUGGAAGUCUUGAAUAACAUCAUUGGAAAGGAAACCCAGCUGGAGACAAACAGAGCACAAUCGUUCGAGCUAGACAAACCCACACAUAUCGUGGAAAUUAUUCAAUUUGAUGGGCUAAGUCUUGAGGACUUUCUGACAAAGGAAGAACCCCCGAGGAAGAAGACCCGGGACAGCGAUGUUAAUGCGCAAACCGUUGAGCAUUUUGAGCAAGAGCGGGAUAAGUUUCAGAAAUUACAUACGUCAAUCACCGGCUGCGAUGAAGUGUCCAAGUCAGUUGAGCUGUAUCUCAAUGACUUCCAGACCGAGCUGGGUGCUGUAUCAGCAGAGAUUGAGACACUGCAAUCUCGCUCGACACAACUCAAUGCAAUGUUAGAGAACCGGCGAAAUGUGGAACGGCUUCUAGGACCUGCCGUAGAAGAGAUCAGCAUUUCCCCUAAAGCAGUGCGGACAAUCGCCGAGGGCCCGAUUGAUGAGAACUGGGUGCGUGCUCUGAACGAGAUUGAUACUCGAACAACGAAUAUUGAAGCCAAGGCAGCAUCCGCCAAUGGUUUCAAGGCAAUUGAGGAUGCGAUCGAAAGAAUCAGAGAUUACUUGGUUCAACAAAUCCGAGCAAUGCGGUCCCCUAACAUCAACUCCCAAAUCAUCCAACAACAACGAUUGGUCAAGUUUAAAGACCUAUACAGUUACCUCUCAAAAGCCCAUCCGAAGCUGGCUGGAGAGAUCUCACAGGCAUAUAUUAAUACGAUGCGCUGGUACUACACAUCUCAUUUCACACGCUACCUUCAAGCACUCGACAAGGUCAAGGUGUACCCUCCAGACCGCAAUGAGGUGCUCGGAGGAGAUCCCUCUUCACAUCGAACAGGAAAUAUUCUACCUGGUGGCCGGGGUGGCUCUGCUGCACAUGAUCCUUUCUCUCUGGGGAGAAGGGUCGAUAUCCUCCGAACUGGCAAUCUACAAGCCCUGUCCUCAUAUUUAGCCGAAGAAGAUAAUUCCUAUCAUGGGAUCGAAGUGCCUUUCCGUAACUUCAACCUGGCUUUGGUUGACAACGUGUGUGCUGAAUAUUCUUUCCUUACGGAGUUCUUCUCUGCCAAAACCUUCCAUGAAAUCUCUCGCAACGCGGUGGAGAUAUUCCAGCAGGUCUUUACCUUGGGUCAAAACCUCACCAAGAGGCUGAUAGAACAAACCACCGAUUCUUUGGGUGUCCUGAUGUGUGUUCGCCUGAACCAACACUCUGCCUUUGAGCUCCAGCGCCGCAAAGUGCCCGUCGCAGACUCUUACGUGAAUGGAAUCAACAUGCAGCUCUGGCCACGCUUCCAGGUGAUCAUGGACCACCACGGUGAAUCCCUCAAACGCGUUGGGUCCAACACGGGACGCAGUGCUGUUUCUGCCCUUUCUCUUGCAGGCGGAGACGACCUCAAGCAAUCGUCGGCACCACACUUCCUAACCCAACGGUUCGGCCAGCUUCUUCACGGAAUCCUUGUUCUGAGCAGCGAUGCCGGAGAUGACGAACCGGUUUCGAACAGCCUUGCUCGCUUGACUGCCGAGUUUAACACCCUCUUGGUGAAGCUCAGUCGCAAUGGCACAGACGCCAAGACACGAGAGCGCUUCCUCUUCAACAAUUAUUCAUUGAUUCUAACCAUCAUAAGUGAUACCCAAGGCAAAUUAGCAACUGAACAGAAGCAGCAUUUGGAGGAGAUGUUAAAGAACAGUAGCAAGCGGUAG